Molecule: messenger RNA, 1013 nt
Organism: Phyllostomus discolor (pale spear-nosed bat)
Lineage: Eukaryota; Metazoa; Chordata; Mammalia; Chiroptera; Phyllostomidae
Gene: BAD
Product: BCL2 associated agonist of cell death
Exons: 4
Coding region: 141-647 (168 amino acids)
Biological process (GO): apoptotic process
Source: RefSeq, a predicted model, not a curated record
GUCCGGGGCUCCACAGCACCAGGGCUCUGGAAGGAGAUUUAGAUCGCGGGUAGACAGGCUGAGCUCCUUGCCCGGCCAGACUCCGAGGACAGACGGGGGGCCUGGGAGGCCAGGCGGAUCUGGGGUCCUAAGCCCAGAGCAUGUUCCAGAUCCCAGAGUUUGAGCAGAGUGAGCAGGAAGACUCCAGCCCUGCAGAUAGGGGCCUGGGCCCCAGCCCCACAGGGGACCGGCCUCCAGGCUCCAGCAAUCACCGGUGUAGGGCCCCAGGCCUCCCGGGGGAAGCUGGUCGUCAGCAGGGCCAGCCAGCCAGCAGAAGCCACCAUGGAGGCGCUGGAUCUGUGGAGCCCCGGAGUCGCCACAGCUCGUACCCCGAGGGGACCGAGGAGAAUGACGAUACCGAGGAGGAGGAGCCCAGCCGCUUCCGCGGCCGCUCGCGUUCGGCACCUCCCAACCUCUGGGCUGCACAGCGCUAUGGCCGCGAGCUCCGGAGGAUGAGCGAUGAGUUUGAGGGUUCCUUCAAGGGACUUCCUCGCCCGAAGAGCGCAGGCACAGCGAUGCAGAUGCGGCCAAACUCCAGCUGGACGCGCAUCUUCCAGUCCUGGUGGGAUCCGAACUUGUGGAGAGGAGGCCCCGCCCCCUCCCAAUGACAGUCCUUCCCACAUUCUGAGGCUCCCCCUGCGCGCGCCGCCACCGGCAGCCAUCUUGCGUGUGGGCGGAAGUGGCUUCCGUAGGCCUAGCCUAUGCAAAAAGAGGAUCAGGUCUCUCCCUUUCGGAAGGCGUUGACCCAGGACCUGAUUCCCUUCCGGAGUUUGCGGGGAGUCUUCGAGGAUUCGGUCCCAUCGGAAGUUUGGAAGUUUUUCCGCCCUCAGCUGCUGGAAAUGGGUUGCCUCAGGCGCCUGCGCCGUUGCUAUUCGGGAUAACUAUCUUCACCAGAACCCUUUGCUCCGCGGUGACAACUGCGAGCCGACGCUCUCCACGAACUAUGCUAAUAAAGUCCACAUCUCUGCCGCCGA